AAAGGUCAAGAAUCGAUGGCCGCGGAAUGCACAGAUUGAAAGCCGUGGGAAAGAUUAUCGGUUUGUUUCUCAAGUUUGUACGACCUGGAAACUGCCAAACUAUUUCGCGGAAGACCCGAACGCCAAGCUACCGGUAAUACAGCAACAGCUGUAGAAUAUAUAUAUCGUUCGUGUUUGUGGGACUCUGUCGACAGACUGGCUAGCUGCUGUUAGCUGGCUAGCAUCUGCAUUGUUUUGGUUGUCGCUUUAUUUGGUGGCAAAAGAAAAAGUAGUCCCCGAACUUCCCCGGCCGAGGCAGGGGUCUGGACUGCUUGAGUUAUGUUUUUCUGUCCGUGCCGGGAAGAUGGAUGAAAGGUCCAGCAGCAGCCACCACAGGCUCUUAAUCGUCCUGCUCAUGGUGUUGCUCUUUGGCGUCAUUACGAUCCAGUAUGUAUGCCCGAGCAAGUCUGAGUGCCAGAUGCUACACCAGCUGGUGUCCUGGUUUAAGGACAACGGUGCAACUGGUCCCCGAGGCAGGGGCAAUGAGAUGCAAGCAGGGCUCCAAAAGGAUCCGUACAGUGCAGAAGACGGCGCUCUGGUCCGCUUUGUUCCCCGCUUCAACUUCACCAAAGCGGAUUUAAAUCGUGAGGUUGACUUCAACAUCAAAGGAGACGAUGUUAUAGUGUUUCUGCACAUUCAAAAAACAGGCGGCACAACGUUUGGCCGACACCUGGUGCGGAAUAUUCAGCUGGAAAGGCCCUGCGAGUGUCACGCAGGUCAGAAGAAAUGUACCUGUUACCGCCCAGGAAAAAAGGAAACUUGGCUUUUUUCCCGUUUCUCCACCGGCUGGAGCUGCGGGCUUCACGCGGACUGGACCGAGCUGACCAGCUGCGUCCCGUCACGCAUGGACUCACGGGAGGUUCCGGAGAACAUGCCCAGUAGGAACUAUUACUAUAUAACCAUCUUAAGAGACCCAGUGUCUCGCUACCUGAGUGAGUGGCGUCAUGUGCAGCGUGGUGCAACGUGGAAGGCAUCCUUACAUGUGUGUGAUGGACGUUCACCAACCCUGUCCGAGCUGCCGAGCUGCUACUCAGGCGAUGACUGGUCAGGGUGUUCCCUGCAGGAAUUCAUGGACUGCCCUUACAAUUUGGCCAACAACCGGCAAACCCGCAUGCUCGCUGAUCUCAGCCUGGUGGGUUGCUACAAUGUCUCUGCCAUGAAUGAGGAAGAGCGGUGGGCCGUACUCCUAGAAAGCGCCAAACGCAACCUGCUUGGUAUGGCCUUCUUUGGUCUGACGGAGUACCAGCGUAAGACCCAGUACCUGUUCGAGCGCACCUUCAACUUGGAGUUCAUUGCACCCUUCACACAGCUCAACGGUACACGAGCCUCCAGUGUCGAGGUCCCUGCUGAGACGGAGCACAGGAUCCUCAAGCUAAACCGAUGGGACGUAGAGCUGUAUGAGUAUGCCCGCGACCUUUUCCUGCAGCGUUUCCAGGUGGCCAGACAGCAGGAGCGCAGGCAGGCCAGGGAGAGGCGGCAACAGGAGAGGAGGCUUCUCCGUGGAAGGCUCGCAACAAAGCAGGGGAGGCAGCCGAAAACUACAGAAUCGCCCCGUCAGCCUAAGCAGCACUCUGUAGUAACUGAAGCAAGGCAGAGGGGAAAAGCUGACGGAGACAGUGAGGACUCAGAAGUGCUUCUUCCUGACUGGUGGGAUCAGGAUGAGAACAGCACCCUGGAGGAUUACAUGGACAAUGUAGAACAGUGGUAGUGACAAGAACAAGCAAUCAGAUGUCUUAAAGCUUAGUGUGCCAAGUUCUGCCUUGUUUGUUUUUACUGAAUCCAAGUGUUUUUUUUAUGAAUUGUUUAAGUAACAUACUUUUAUUUAUUGAUACUGAUUGUUUUUGUUAUAACUGACAGUCAAAAUGGAUACAUUUCCCUGACAGACAGAAAGGCUUGUUGAGGUACAGUACUUUACCUUUCAGCGAUCAAUUGCACCUUCUAGAUUGUUAAUCCUGACAUCCAAACACCUCUGAACUCAGUCAAAGCUAUAUCAAGCUUUGAAUGUGGCAAUUGUAUAUUUUUCAUUGUUAAAAGAACAAUGUUGUACUUGUUUCUGUAUCUGUAUGCUACUGUUUGUGAUUUACAAACUAUUUUUGCCAAAUUGCUGUCUUGUCUGAAACACAAUUUGAAAAGAUUUGUGAGUUUAAGCGUCUUAUUCACAAAAAAGGAGAGUGGAGUUGUCAUUGAUACCUCAAUGUGUAGCAUUUACAUCUAAUGUUGUACUAUUACUGAA
This is a messenger RNA of Cheilinus undulatus (humphead wrasse), 2272 nucleotides long. It is a transcript of the gene hs6st2, whose product is annotated as heparan sulfate 6-O-sulfotransferase 2. The transcript has 2 exons. Lineage: Eukaryota; Metazoa; Chordata; Actinopteri; Labriformes; Labridae. Gene Ontology annotation, molecular function: heparan sulfate 6-sulfotransferase activity. The record is from RefSeq and is a predicted model, not a curated record. Gene Ontology annotation, cellular component: membrane. The coding region runs from base 344 to 1747 and encodes 467 amino acids.